GAAGCCUCCGAAAGCUUCAAGUGCUCAUCUUCCCAAUUUUGAAAACCAAAUCAAUUAUUUAAAAAAUAAAUAAAUAAAGAAAAGAAAAGGCUUCAUCUCUCUCUCUCUCUUCUUCUUCUUCUUCCUUCUCCAAUCCCCCCGCCGUUUCUCCUCCGAUUCCCGCCGGGCCAGAUUCGACCCGUCGUAUGGAGGCCAUCCGAAAGCAAGCCACCAAGCUUCGUGAACAGGUCGCUCGUCAGCAACAGGCUGUACUCAAACAGUUUGGUGCUGGGGGAUAUGGAGGUUCAGAUAACAUUAUUACGGAUGAGGCAGAGCUUCACCAACAUCAAAAACUAGAAAAAUUGUAUAUAUCAACUCGUGCUGGAAAGCACUUUCAAAGGGAUAUUGUACGAGGAGUAGAGGGCUAUAUUGUUACCGGUUCAAAACAAGUUGAAAUAGGAACAAAGUUGUCAGAGGAUAGCAGGAAAUAUGGUGCUGAAAAUACAUGCACUAGUGGCAACACGUUAUCAAAAGCUGCAUUAAAUUAUGGACGAGCCCGAGCUCAAAUGGAGAAAGAGCGUGGAAACAUGUUGAAGGCACUUGGCACUCAGGUAGCAGAGCCAUUGAGAGCAAUGGUUAUGGGUGCUCCUUUAGAGGACGCUCGACAUCUCGCUCAACGAUAUGACAGAAUGCGACAAGAAGCUGAAGCUCAGGCUAUUGAGGUUUUCAAGCGCCAGGCAAGAGUGAGGGAAACACCAGGCAAUGCUGAGAUUACUAUGAAGUUGGAAGCUGCCGAAGCGAAAUUGCAAGAUCUAAAGUCAAAUAUGGCAACAAUGGGAAAGGAAGCUGCAGCAGCCAUGGCUGCUGUUGAAGCUCAACAACAAAGGUUAACUCUCCAGCGACUCAUUGCCAUGGUUGAAGCAGAACGUGCUUAUCAUCAGAGAGUCCUUCAGAUACUUGAUCAGCUUGAAGGCGAGAUGAUAUUGGAGCGGCAAAGAAUUGAAGCUCCUCCUACUCCUCCUCCUCCUGGUCCAAGUGUAGACAAUGCCAUGCCACCUCCCCCAUCAUAUGAAGAAGUCAAUGGUGUAUUUGCUUCUCAAGCACAUAAUGGCUCAACAGAUUCCAUGGGUUACUUUUUGGGGGAGGUUAUGCAUCCCUACCUUGCCGAGUCAGAUGUUGAACUCAAUUUAUCAGUUGGUGACUAUGUCGUUGUUAGAAAGGUGUCGAACAAUGGUUGGGCCGAGGGAGAGUGCAAAGGUAAAGCAGGUUGGUUCCCAUUUGGAUAUAUCGAAAGAAGAGAACGCGUACUUGCAAGUAAGGUUGCUGAGGUGUUUUGAUCCUUUUGCUUGAAUUUAUUUGGUUGGGAUUAUUGUAUGUGUAUUUUUUUUUUCUUUUUUUCAUUAGAUGUACUCAGAUGAUGCAUCUUGUUCUUGCUCAUAGAAUGCUCAUUCUAGCAAUUUUUGAGAUUUUGUAAUAUAGAGACCAACAAUUUCUGAUAUUGAUCUUUGUGGGCUGGGUUCGAAACUUC
Benincasa hispida (wax gourd) is the source of this 1507-nucleotide messenger RNA. Its product is annotated as SH3 domain-containing protein. Gene Ontology annotation, molecular function: protein binding. Lineage: Eukaryota; Viridiplantae; Streptophyta; Magnoliopsida; Cucurbitales; Cucurbitaceae. The record is from RefSeq and is a predicted model, not a curated record.